Molecule: messenger RNA, 5362 nt
Organism: Xiphophorus couchianus (Monterrey platyfish)
Lineage: Eukaryota; Metazoa; Chordata; Actinopteri; Cyprinodontiformes; Poeciliidae
Gene: homer3b
Product: homer scaffold protein 3b
Exons: 11
Coding region: 524-1624 (366 amino acids)
Biological process (GO): G protein-coupled glutamate receptor signaling pathway
Molecular function (GO): G protein-coupled glutamate receptor binding
Source: RefSeq, a predicted model, not a curated record
GUGGAGGCCCCGCGGCCCCUCUGAGGUUGCUGAAUGGGAUCCCAGUGUGAUCGCGCUCGGAAGCGGGAGGGGAGAGCAGGGCACUCAAGUUGUGGAGGAGGUCGGAGCUAGAAGCUGUCCGCUGCCCGACUUUCAUCGACAUUCCUCCGUCUGUUCCGCCCGCACAGCUGAACCAAACGUUCACGGUGCGUAAUUACGCACGGGCACGACGGAUCCACGCCGCUACCGGCCGUGGAAAACCGCGGACAAAGGACGGCAGGCAGGCAGGCGGGCGGGCUGGAGAAACACGCCUGACUUGAGAGGAGAGAAGUGUGGUUGGGAGGGAAACCGGGGGAUCCGGAGUCGGAAGUGACUUUUGUUUUUACUCUUGAGAAAUGUAACGUGAGGAAAGGAUUUCAGGAAGAAAGUCAGCCUUUUGGAGAGAGGAGGAACUGGGCCAGACGGACUUCUGACAGGAACAACUCCUAAAAAAAUCAGCAUCCAGAUCAUCGGAGCAUGGGCGGAGGUAUCUGAGAGCUGUAAAAUGUACCCGCGACACCGUGAGAGGGAGCAGCCCAUCUUCAGCACCAGAGCUCAUGUCUUCCAGAUCGACCCGGCGACCAAACGUAACUGGUUGCCGGCCAGUAAGCACGCCGUCACCGUGUCCUUCUUCUACGACGCCAGCCGCAACGUCUACCGCAUCAUCAGCGUGGGCGGAACGAAGGCCAUCAUCAACAGCACCAUCACCCCCAACAUGACGUUCACCAAAACGUCCCAGAAGUUCGGCCAGUGGGCCGACAGCCGAGCGAACACCGUCUACGGUCUGGGUUUCUCCACGGAGCAGCAGCUGCAGCAGUUUGCAGAGCAGUUUAAGGAGGUGAAGGAGGCGGCUCGUCUGGCCAGAGAGAAAUCCCAGGAGAGGUUUGAACUGGCCAACCCCGGACUCAACAUCGCAGCUCCCCAGCUCUCGCAGGAGCUGUCGGAGGAGCGUCACUCUCCGCCGCUGCUCACAGUCAACGGGCCUGGAGAGGAAAAACUGUUUCGCAGCAGGAGCGCAGAAGUGGAGCUGACGACCGAGAAGGAACGGGUCAAAAAGAUGCUGUCAGAAGGGUCCAUGUGUGAGCUCAACUUGGAGGCUGAACUCUUCGCUCUGCAGGACAGCAACGCCAAGCUGGUGGCGGCGCUGCAGGAAGCCAACAGCGGCGUGGAGCAGUGGAAGAAACAGCUGGCAGAAUACCAGGAGGAGACCGAUCGCCUCCGAGACCAGGUGGCUGACCUGGAGGACCAGCUGGGGCGUCCUGCUGCUGGUCAGUCGGCUAAAGAGGAGCUGAGUCGGUCGCUGGAAGAGCUGGAAGCCUCGCUGAGAGCCAAAGAGCAGGAGAUUCAGAAUCUGCAGUGCAGGAAAACAGAUGUGGGUGAACUGGAAAAGGAGAAAGAGGAGAUCAUGCAGAGACUUCAGGAUCUGGAGAGACGAAACACCGAGCUGGAGAGUCGUGCUCAGAGCGCUGAGAAAACGUUGGCCACGAACCUCGAGGAGCAGGAGCAAGCAGAGGUUGAAGUCCAGCGAAUCAUCGGGGUUCUGGACGUCAAAAUCGGUGACCUGAAAGGCCUGAGAGAAAGUCUAGCAAAACUGGUGGAUAAGUAGCCACAGCUGGAUCUGGGAUACAUCUCCACAGUCUGUGCUCGUAGAGUUGAAUCGGUGCAGCAGGACAGCAAAGAUCACAGAGAUGAGGUGGAAAUCACACUGAGGCUGACCUUUUUCUGUGAGAAUCAGUGAAGAUUGACAGCUUUCUCAAAACCCUCCUGUCCUGUUUUAUCAUCUGCAAAUGCUAACUAACCACUCUGAAGGAGGAAGAUCUGUCUGCUAUGGAAAAUAACAGCACCUUUUAUGGCUUUUUGAUGCUGCAGCUUUUAGUAAAGAAUCGCACCUGAGACCUCAUUUACAAAUACAAACAGACACAUUUAUACUCACUUAGUCUUUACGUACUUUUAGGUGUUCAUGAAAGAUUCACAAAAGCUGGAAAUCAUAACAAACCUGGAUUGCUUUGCCUGUUCUGGAGCCAACAUUCGAAUGUGUAAAGAAUGCACAGCUUUAUGUGAACAAACACUGCAGUUGCUGCCACUCUGCUCUAUCUGCAGUCUGUCCAUUCACUCUAGUAGAGAACAAGCAUUGCAGCGAUAUCAAUAACCUAAACCUUCAAAUUCCUCUGAACCCAUCAAGAGAAGCCUGCCUUUUAAAAUACCCACACUCAUGUCUUCUGAUUUAAAUGUUUGACCUUUUUUUCGCUAUUUAAGUUGCUUCCUUGGUAGUUUUACAUUUCUUCAUCAGUACACAAUGAAAAUAUUGAAUUAAAAGUACUCAAGGCAAACGAUGAGUGGAUAAAGUCCAACACAGUAGGUAUAGACGACCCACGUAGACCUUAAUUUGUUUUUGUCCUGCUAUGAUAGCUAAUUGUCCAGUUCAAACAGUGACAAGCUGUUUAAACUCGAGGCUGCAUUUUGAGAUUUUGGCUCGCAUCAAAUCACCUGACCUCGACUUUCCUCCCGGCGUGAGGUGAGCCCCUGUAGACGUACCAUAGCUGCUUGUUGUUUCUGCGGAGGAUAUUUUCUUGCAAGACAACAGUGACCUGUCAUUUUACUAGUAAAUUAAAGAGAACUUAAUAUGCAAAAUUCACAUUUUGCACGUUUUUCUACUUUAAUUUUGGUCUCAACUGCUUCAGAAAACAGGUCAAAUGCUUAAAUUAACCCCCAACCAGGUUUUGGCAAUAAGUUCAUGUUUUUUGUUGUCUGGAAAUCUCCUGAUUGUUAAGUCAUGAUCAAUGGACGCUGCUCCGUUACCUAACAACCUCAGCCAAGCCCAGCCUGUUACUUAGCAACCGCAGCUGAGCUCCAGCACGUUUGGUCAGCUGGUUUUACCGCUGUAUGCGCUGUACAAUGGCUGCUGGAAAAGAAAAGUGUUUUGUUGUUGACCGUUUAGUAAAAUUUUUGUACAAUGUUCAAAGACAGAUGUAUGAGGUGUUUGGGAAGAUGUACAGCUGGAAAGAGACCCCAGAUUAAAUUAGAGACUAUAAUCCCCUUUUUCCUAACACUUUGGUCACCAGGAAGCAGUGACCUUUUGGACUCUGCCAACUGACUUCAAAUAAGCAGAAGACAGUUGAUAGAUGAAUGCCAAAAAGACAAAAAUAAUCUUAAAAACUUUCAAAGUAUUAUUGUUGACAAAAUAUUAGCAAACCUUUAGGCAUAGACUUGAAAUAUCUCAGUAAAGACAAUAUAGUAAUGAUCAUUUUGACUCAGUGUUGUCAGGGAAAUCAGAAAUAGAUUUCAAGUUGGAUCAAUACUGGAACAAAGGCUGAGGGUCUUAAAGCAAAGCAACUUUGGCUACUUUCACAGAGCAGGCCUUAAAGCUGAAAUCUGAUCUUUUUUGUGUGUGUGCACAAAAAGCACAUAAAUAGAAUUAUUUAUUCUAUUUAUUAAUAGAAUAAAUAAUUAAUUUAUUCUAUUAAUUAACCGUAAUUAGACUUCUGUGUGAAUGUUUUACAAAGCGACCCGCCUGCACAGAAGGAGAACAUUGACGUCACACAGCAGCCCAUAGUUUACUGAAGUAAAAAUGGAUGGAGCCGUUUAUUGAUUCACUUGACAGUUUAUUCAGCAAUGCGAGCCGACGGUGUCGUCACAAGAUCAUAACACAAAGGAAGCUAAAAAAAUGAAACACAACUAAUAGCAACCACUUUUUGUGGAGCAUUGACUAUAGGGAAAUUUGUUAGGAUGCGUAGUCACAGCCACGAUUGUGAUGUGAUGCACUUCAGUGGAACAAACUUCAUUUAUGAAUUCAUAAUUAUAAUUUCUUCAGCCAUUGUUUAUGUCCAGUCUGGCUUCUUCUGCUGCAGCUUUAUGAUGCAUAUCUCAUGUUAAUGAAGUAAAAGUCGGAUAAAAUGCAAUGGGGUAUGUAUUCGAUUUAGUACCAGUGGCUCAAAUCAGAUUUGUUUUUGGGCCAUUCAGACUGCAGUGAAAAAUUCAGAUAUACCGGUAGGCCACAUUCGCCUGCUGUGUGGAAGCAGCCUAGGUUUUUGUUUCUCACCAUUGGCCCUGCUCAAUGUGACUGCAUGUGCAUGACUCAUUUAAUGACAGUGCCAACUCAAAUUAGCAUUUGGCAAGAAACAUCCGUGAACUAUCCUUUGAGAUAAAAAUCACUUCAGCGUCAAAGGAAGGUCGUAGUCUGUUUUAAAUCCACUUUAUAAAUGAAGCCUGUUAAGUAAAAUGCAGAACCAAAGCUGCCAGCCUUUCAGCUUUAUAUGUUCAUAGUAAUGAAAUUAAUGAACCAAAAUUAAUAAUGUGAGGCCUCAUUGGCAGAAAAUAAGGGAGAGCAUCUUUUAGGAGGAUUGCUAUUUAGCACUAUAUUUAAUGAUUCUGGCCUGUUGCUUAAAUGUUCGAGCUCAUUGUGGUGUUAUAUUCUGCAUGAUUAGAAGCCAGAGUGGUAAUUGAAUUAUCAAAUAACCAAACAACAACCUGAGUGUGUGUGUAAAAUAGAAAAGGACAGUGAUGGCGCGGCUCUGCUCCCACCAGAGCUGCAUGUAUAUAUUUGAAGCGCUCGGGCUUGUCUGGACAGACCGUGAGAUAACAGAGCCUUAAGGGUGCGAGUUACAUCAGACAAGCGCCUCAUCAAAAUUCUAGAUGUGUGGUUCCAAGAAACAAGAGAAAGUGAAAGGUCUAUUUUCUUAUCUUGUAGUUUACUCUGAAGCCCACAUAAUAUUAAAUAAACGCCUGGACUCAUGUGGUUGUAGAAAUGCAGCAUUUAGGUUUAAAUCUUCUAGUUACUAUUAGUGAUUCAAGUUACUAAUGCUUACAAGUAGGGUUGGAUUGAUUAAUGAAACAAUCAUCAACUAAUUUAGUAAUUGAUUGUUAUCUGGAGUAAAUGGCCAUUUAUUGAGAAAACAGCAACAAAGAGCAGCAAAGGUACAAAAAAUAUUAACAUUUUGCCUUUUAGAUGUAAACCUUUCUUUGCCUGUUUUACACAGAACUCCUAAAGUGACAUUUUUAGCUUCACUUGGUUCAAAUUCUUUUAAAAAAUCUCCUGUUAGCAUCAGACAAUGUCCCCUGAAAGCUGCCUAACGUUAGCCUGCUAACGACUGUUGGCCUGCCGACUGUUCCCAAUAACACAAUGUGUUUUAUUAGGAACAUUACGUUCCUUUCCCGAACGUUUGUCGGUGCCAAACGUCAACUAACAACGUUUUCCGGAUAUUUAAUGGUAUUUCAUUUGUCCGGUUCGCCAAAACGUCAAAAUGACCGGUACUAAAGAGUAUCAAGACGAAAGUAAUGAUGAUCCCCAUAGAUUUAAGGGAUUCAAAAUAAUAAUAAUAAAAGAUGCAUAAACAUGCAUUGUUUA